AUGGCAAGGCCGCGAAACCGCUCAAAAAAGCAGCAAACAGAGCAGCACGCUAUCAUCCCUCCCGUGACAAAUCCCUGCGAGCCUGACCCAGGUCCCAGACAUGAUAUGGCGGUCUACAUGCACGGACCAGACCCCAGACACGACCAGGCCCAUUCUGGACGGGGACGUGACGUGGUGGGCAGCGCGCAUGCCCUGUUGUACAUAGGUGUUGUAGGUGCGCGCACCCGCUACUUACAGCCUACAGGUUGGCAAGGUGCCCGCCUACAUGUACCUUAUGUUGGGUCUGGUGCCUGCAGAGCUCCAACCUCCGGACCAGACUCUGUCUGGUCCGCCUUUUGA
Ustilaginoidea virens is the source of this 339-nucleotide messenger RNA. RefSeq lists its product as uncharacterized. NCBI's taxonomy places the organism in Eukaryota, Fungi, Ascomycota, Sordariomycetes, Hypocreales, Clavicipitaceae. The transcript has a single exon. The record is from RefSeq and is a predicted model, not a curated record. The coding region runs from base 1 to 339 and encodes 112 amino acids.